This is a messenger RNA of Vigna unguiculata (cowpea), 1462 nucleotides long. Its product is annotated as patatin-2-Kuras 1-like. NCBI's taxonomy places the organism in Eukaryota, Viridiplantae, Streptophyta, Magnoliopsida, Fabales, Fabaceae. Gene Ontology annotation, biological process: lipid metabolic process. Gene Ontology annotation, molecular function: monoacylglycerol lipase activity; glycerophospholipase activity. The record is from RefSeq and is a predicted model, not a curated record.
AAACACACACAACUUUCUCUACCAAUUCUAUAUAUACUACCUUGUGAAGCUAUCUAUGGCUCAUUUGCUUUUGCUUAUUUUGCUCUUUUCUGCUCAACUGAUUGCUGGAUUCAGUGCCCAAAAGCUUUCUCCAUCAAACAAUGAAAUCACUAUAACUAUUCUGAGCAUUGAUGGAGGUGGUAUCAGGGGCAUGAUUCCAGCAAAAGUUCUUGAAUACUUAGACAAGGCUCUUAAGGCUAAGGAUCCAAAUGCAGAUUUAGCACAUUACUUUGAUGCGAUAGGAGGAACCAGCACCGGUGGACUCAUAACAGCUAUGUUAGCCGCACCAAGCCCUGAUGAUCCUACUCGUGCUGCUUUCACUCCUGCACAAAUUGUAGACUUCUACAGACAAGAAGGCCCUCAUAUAUUCAAUUCGUCUAGACCUGGAAUCGGUCCUCAAUUCGAUGGGGAGUAUUUACAUAACAUAACUCGUGAACUGUUGAAGGAUACACGACUUAGUCAAACACUGACCAAUGUUGUAAUCCCAUCUUUCGACCUCAAGAAACAAAAGCCAGUUAUAUUCUCAAACUACAAGCUUGAGGAUGCUCCGUACUUAAAUGCGUUGUUGUCGGAUAUAUGCAUAUCCACUUCAGCUGCACCCUCUCAGCUACCACCUUACUAUUUUGUGAACGAUGGUGUUGAGUUCAAUAUGAUUGAUGGUGGUGUAGCCGCUGGGAAUCCGACACAAGCAACGAUAAGUGAAGUGCUACAACACAAUGAAUAUCCGAAAAUCUUGGUGCUGUCUUUGGGAACAGGAACAGAAAAAUAUGUGGAGAAUUUUCUUUUUGAUGCUCGCUUGGCUGCGUUUUGGACACCAGAAAUAUGGGCUGGUGUUGCAAUCGAUAUGCUUGGUCGUGCUUCUUCAGCCAUAACUGAAUAUUACCUUGCUUCACUCUUUUCAGGCUUUCAACCUCCUCAGAGUACCUAUCUUCGAAUUGAUGAACACGACUUGAAUCAUGAUUUCUCCAACUCAGUUAAUGUUACAAAAGAAAACUUGGAAGGCCUUGAGAAGACUGGAGAACAACUGUUACAAGAAAAAGUUGUGAAGAUGAAUUUGACUACUUUCAACUUAGAAGAAGGCGUGGGAACAAAUGCUGAGGCUCUUGACAGGCUUGCUGAUAUUUUGUACGAAGAAAGACAACAUCGUAAAAAAGGAAAAUUUAUAGGAAAUGGAGGAAGACCACUUCUUGAAAUUCUUGGGGUUCGUUCGGACAAAUAUCAAACAAAUUGGGCAUUCCCAAAGAACUUAUUUAUUUAAAGUCGUCACCUUGUGUUAACUAUGUUCUUUAUCCAUGCUUGUUGUACUAUAAAAUAAGGUUCAUGGCAUGUGAGUUCUAUGAAACUCUUAUAGCUAUCUAGAACCAUGAAAUAAUGUACCAUGUAUCUGUAUUAUAAUAAAAUGUUCUCUCCGUGUUUGUUUUAA